Molecule: messenger RNA, 402 nt
Organism: Lachancea dasiensis
Lineage: Eukaryota; Fungi; Ascomycota; Saccharomycetes; Saccharomycetales; Saccharomycetaceae
Source: the annotation of a GenBank genome assembly
AUGAAAUUUCUCACAUCUAAUUUCCUAAAGUGCUCAGUGCAGGCGUGCGAUAGAAGCAACGAUAACUUCCCGCUGAAAUUCAACGGCGAAAAAUGCCAGCUAGAGCAAGACGAAAGUUUGGAAUUUAACCCUGAAUUUCUGCUCCGAGUUAUCGACCGUGUUGAUUGGGCUGCUGUGUUGAGUGUUGCCGCUGACUUGGGUAACACAGGUUUACCUGCGGGCAAGCCUGAGUUCUCUAAUGAGGAGCUCAGCGAGGAAGAUAAGGUUAUUUUGGCUGAUCUACACACUUUGUUGAUCCAAACUAACAUAGUGGAGGGAGAAAUGAGCUGCAAAAAUUGUGGGCAUGUGUAUUAUAUUAAGAACAGCAUUCCAAAUCUAUUAUUACCACCUCAUUUAGCCUAG